Salvia miltiorrhiza (redroot sage) is the source of this 861-nucleotide messenger RNA. RefSeq lists its product as uncharacterized. The transcript has 2 exons. NCBI's taxonomy places the organism in Eukaryota, Viridiplantae, Streptophyta, Magnoliopsida, Lamiales, Lamiaceae. The coding region runs from base 198 to 725 and encodes 175 amino acids. The record is from RefSeq and is a predicted model, not a curated record.
UUAUGGCAUUGUCGGACCUCAAGACCAAGAAUAUAACGGUAGAGCAGCGCCACGUCGGACGAGGCGGGCCCACCAUCCACCACUACAACUCAACCCACCAUUUAAAACCCCAACAAUCCGUGUCCUACUUUUCCAACUCUCCCAAUUUAAUUUUAACGAACACAAAGUAAUUAUUGCUCCACGGCGGCGUAUUCUCCAUGUCCCUAUCAGAGCCGCCGCGCCUCCGCCGUGGAGCCCCCUCGCCCCUCUACAAGCAGAAUUCGUGGUCGCCCGACAUCCUCCGCGACGAGGCCUGGACCAACCGCCGGAAGAAUCAUAGCCUGCUGCGUGGCCGCAGCUUCACCGAAGAUGAUCUCGAGGAGCUCCGCGCCUGCUUCGAAUUAGGAUUCGACUUUGAUUCCACCGAUUCGAAUCCGAAGCUAUCGUCCACUUUUCCUGCGCUUGAGUUGUACCAUGCUGUGAACCGGAACUACUCCAACAGCUUGUCUCGAUCUUCUUCGGCGUCGUUUUCCGAUUCCGAUUCGGCCGCGUCGACUGCCGGGAGCACCGAUUUUAUUGUUAGUCCAGGUGAUAAUCCUGAGAUUGUGAAGACGAGGUUGCGGCAAUGGGCGCAGGUGGUGGCGUGUUCGGUGCGCCAAUCUUCACCAAUUUGUUGCGAUUCAGAUGGCUGUUUGGGGAAAAAGGGUAGUGGAGAAGAGAGAGAAAAAACGAUUUUGCAUCUUUAGACUUUUCUUUUUCUUUUUUCCCUGAAUUUCCUGUUACAAAUUGCACUUGUGAAAUUUUUGCUGCUGUAUUCGGUGGUGGGAGAGAAUUUUUUAUGUUUGUGUCUGGAUUUUCUAAUUAAUUUAGAAAUUUGUGGUA